AUGGAUUUUGAUGAUUUUGCGAUGGAACUUGGUGAUAUUGCGGUUGAUUUUGGUGGCCAGCUCGAAGCUGAUUUUCCGGAGGAGCAGCAUCGGCACGAAAGUACUUCGAGUGAGCAUGCACUUCGUGCGCUAAAUGAACUUGUACGAAGAUCGCCGAAACGCCUCUUGGAUGCAAAAGAUGUGGAAGAACCAGUU
Gongylonema pulchrum is the source of this 195-nucleotide messenger RNA. NCBI's taxonomy places the organism in Eukaryota, Metazoa, Nematoda, Chromadorea, Rhabditida, Gongylonematidae. The record is from the annotation of a GenBank genome assembly.